AUGCAGGGGUGGGAUCUGACUAGCAUGCUGGGCUCAAUGCUCGAUUCCUUUGAUUCCUGUGCUUGCCUGCGUGGGCUUCGCGCCUGUGCAGGAUGUGCACGCCAAGCGAGCGGGCCAGGAAUCAUUUUCAGCGGCACGGGCUCAUCUUGUGCCCAGCCAAUGAUACGCUGUGCCAUCGGAGGUGAGGGUGCCGUUCCUGGUUGCCAGUCCUGCGAAGUUGCUUUACGCUAUGGCCGCAGCAACCCAAACUGGAGAAACAACGUGGGGUUGAUUGUGAGAUGGGAGCAGCCGGAUGGUCAGGUGAAGCAUGUGCAGAUCGACUGCGGCAAAACCUACCGCGAGUCAGUGCUCUCGGUAUACAAAGCGCACCAGGUCUUGUCACUGGAUGCAGUGCUCCUGACACAUGACCAUGCUGAUGCAAUUCUUGGCUUCUUGGCCAAGGGUCUGGAUGACCUGCGGCAGGUGCAGCCCUUCGACCCCGUGAAGCGUCAGGUGAUGGGCCCGCCGAUCCGCUGCUUCUGUGACCGCCGCACGCUGCUGCACUGCCGACGUGCGUUUCCAUAUUUGUUCCCCAAGCCGGAGAAGGUCCUUGGCCUUGUGCAGGCUUUCUGCCAGUGCAACAGCGACUGCAAUGGCGACUGUGGGCCAGAGCAGAUGAGCGAUGGGCCCAAUCAACCGCAGAAGCUGACACGCUUCGUGGCCAGCAUGCAGUGGCAGGAGAUUCCCGAGGAUACCUCCCCGUUCUCCGUCGAUGGCUUCCCGUUCCAUGCCCUGCCGGUCCUGCACGGCGCCGACUACACCUGCUUUGGGUAUGGCUUCGGCCCACGUGGCUCACGAGUGGUCUACAUAUCUGACUACACGGCCCUCCUGCCAAAGACCGAAGCUUUGCUUGAUCGCUGGAGCCAACAGCCAGCCCGCACCUGA
Messenger RNA from Symbiodinium natans, 924 nucleotides. The record is from the annotation of a GenBank genome assembly. Lineage: Eukaryota; Dinophyceae; Suessiales; Symbiodiniaceae.